Molecule: messenger RNA, 411 nt
Organism: Loa loa (African eye worm)
Lineage: Eukaryota; Metazoa; Nematoda; Chromadorea; Rhabditida; Onchocercidae
Exons: 4
Source: RefSeq, a predicted model, not a curated record
CUUGAAUCAAAAGGUGAUGAAGCACAACGUAAGAAUGCUACACUUGAAGCUGAACUUCAACGAACUAAAGAACGCCUUUCAGAUAAUCAGGCUGCACUUCGUAAAUUACAUGAAUUAGCGCAGGAUACUUCGCGUGAGUUAGAAAAAGAGAAAAGAACUCGUUCACUUUCUCCAGGUCGUACGCCACUUCCACCAUCAGAAGCUUUACGCAGUGUUCGUAAUAUCAUUCGUAAUAAAGAUAGCCAAAUACAACAAUUGGAGAGAAAAUUAAAAAUUGUUGAAGGCCAGGUGAAAGAAUUCGUGAAUAAAUUCGAACAUGCUGAUGAAGCUCGACGUUAUCUAGACAAACAUCUAGCUGAAAGCAAACGUGACCUAACAAAUCAGUAUGAAAUUUUAAACAAAUUCAAAUGA